UUCGUCAAGAUUUUGGACAAAUCUUCUUCAAGCGGCCGUAACAUGCAGGUUGAAAGUGCAACAAAGUGGCGUGUCCCACCGCUAGAUCUGUCCGCAGUCAGUGUGCUUACGAACGAAACUGAACGGCGCUGGAACCACGGAACCAACCACGGUAAUGGCGGUAACGGUGGAGCGAACCACAAUGGCCGUGAAUCGAAUUCUAGCUCACAGACGACAAUCAAAAAGAUCCAGUACGGUGCGGAUGGUUUGCCGAUUGAUCCGCGUGAUUGGACGCGAGCAAACGUGUGGACCUGGCUGAUCAAUUUGGCGCAAUCGGAAGGUUUGGACAUUAGUCCCGAACUCGCACAAAAAUUCCCCAUGAAUGGUAAGGCACUUUGUCUGAUGAGUCUCGACAUGUACCUGAGCCGGGUACCGAUCGGUGGCAAGAUGCUGUACCGUGACUUCCGGGUGCGAUUGGCCAGGGCCAUGAGCUUAUGA
Messenger RNA from Anopheles maculipalpis, 477 nucleotides. It is a transcript of the gene edl, whose product is annotated as ETS homologous factor. The coding region runs from base 43 to 477 and encodes 144 amino acids. NCBI's taxonomy places the organism in Eukaryota, Metazoa, Arthropoda, Insecta, Diptera, Culicidae. The record is from RefSeq and is a predicted model, not a curated record. The transcript has a single exon. Gene Ontology annotation, molecular function: sequence-specific DNA binding.